CUCUUUGACUGCAACAUCUAAGCUGUCCCGGCAACCCAACCAAUUGGGGCAUAACCGUGGCGACGAAUAAAAAUCAAGCCAGGCUGUAGGCUGUACGGCGGAAAAGAUGCUAGAGCCUGUUGGCUCGCUGCUGUGGCGGUCACUGCGGGUGUACCAGGUCUACGGAGCUAACACCGAUGUCGGCAAGACCGUCUUCACCACUAUUCUGUGUAAAGCCGCCAACAGAAUCUGGCGACACGGGGAGACAUCAUUUCUCAAGCCCAUUUCGACGGGACCUCAAGAUGAAGCUGAUGAUCGCCAUAUCCAAACCUUCGCUCCUGGUGUGAAUCACGAGACGCUGGUCCAGUACGAGCUCGCUGCAAGUCCGCAUAUUGCGGCACUUCGCUCGAAUAAACCGAUCCCGUCAGACGAGACCCUUCUAGCAAAAAUUCAUCGUGCUGCUUCCCACCGUGCCGCCCGCGGGCCGGGAUGGCUGUUCGUCGAGACAGCUGGCGGUGUUCAUUCUCCAGGGCCAUCUGGGACGACGCAGGCAGAUCUGUAUAUGCCGCUUCGACUCCCCGUCGUACUCAUUGGCGACGCUAAAUUGGGCGGCAUCUCGCAGACUAUCUCUGCGUUUGAAUCUCUGAAGAUUCGUGGCUAUGAUGUCGAGGCAGUCCUGCUCUUCCGAGACCAACUUUACAAAAAUCAUCUCUACUUGGCCGACUAUUUCCGUGGGCAGCAUAACAUUCCAGUCAGGUCAAUGUCGGAACCACCGAAGCGUGACGAGAACCCCAGGACGGACCAAGAGAGUAUGUCCCAAUACUACGAUGCGACAAGUCGUGACAACACCGCGAGCGAAAUCCUCGAGCGUCUGGAUCGCCGCCACCACGAACGCAUCGCCCGCCUCGAAUCCAUGAGCCGCGAGGCGGUCAACAAGAUCUGGUACCCAUUCACGCAGCAGAAGCACCUCUCUCCAGACCGCAUCACCGUCAUCGACUCUGCGCGCGGCGACCACUUCCAGACCCUCGCGCCUCCUCCUCCUCCUCCUCCCCGGCAAGCGUCCAGCCCGCAACACCCCCCUCUUCUACAGCCCUCCUUCGACGGCUCCGCCUCGUGGUGGACGCAGGGCCUCGGCCACGGCAACCCGUCGCUGGCCCUGGCGGCCGCCUACGCGGCCGGCCGCUACGGCCACGUCAUGUUCGCCGAGGCGGUGCACGAGCCGGCGCUCGCGCUGGCUGAGGCGCUGCUGCGGGGCGCGCGGAGCGGGAGGCUCGCGCGGGCCUUCUUCUCCGACAACGGCAGCACCGGAGCCGAGGUGGCGCUCAAGAUGGGCCUGCGCGCGGCGAGGGUGCGGUAUGGGUGGGCCGCAGGGGAGAGGAUCGGCGUGCUGGGUCUGAGGGGUGGGUAUCAUGGCGAUACGAUCGGGGCUAUGGAUUGUGCGGAGCCGGGGACGUUUAAUGAGAAGGUCGAGUGGUAUGAGGGGAAGGGGUUUUGGUUCGACUACCCGACUGUUAGGUGUGCUGGUGGGAGGUGGGCUGUUUGUGUUCCUGAUGAGCUGAAGGGGCAGCUGGGUGAUGGACGGGACCAUGCCUCGCUUUCUGACGUGUUUGAUGUCGAGGGCAGGGAGCGAAGAGGUGAGGGUACAGAGUACGAGCGGUACAUUGUCAACAGGCUCGAACGCCUCCAAGCCGAGGGGCAGAAGUUCGGAUCCCUCAUUGUGGAACCUGUCGUCCUCGGUGCUGGGGGUAUGGUACUUGUAGACCCUCUCUUCCAGCGCACCCUCGUCAACGUCGUCCGCCGUUCACCACACCUAUUCGGCUCCACAGUCGCCAACGAGCCGGUCCACGAAUCCGACUGGACGGGGCUCCCCAUCAUCUUCGACGAGGUCUUCACCGGCAUCUUCCGCCUGGGCCGCUUCACGGCUUCGUCGUUCCUCGGCGUCGACCCGGACAUCUCCGUGCACGCCAAGCUGCUGACGGGCGGCCUGGUGCCCCUGUGCGCCACGCUCGCGUCCGAGAGCAUCUUCCGCGCCUUCGAGAGCGACGACAAGAGUGAUGCACUGCUGCACGGUCAUAGCUAUACGGCGCACGCUGUUGGGUGUCAGGUCGCGCUGCAGAGCCUGAGGGAGAUGAAGAGGAUGGAUGAGGGGGGGGAUUGGGGCUGGGCGAAGAGGGGUUGGCAGGGUGCGUCUAGUUCUGGUCAGCGGCGGGAUGAGAUGAAGUCCGUCGUCUGCUCGGAUGGGAUUGCCGACGAAGCGUCAUUGGUAUGGUCGGUUUGGAGUCCAGAGUUUGUGGAGUGGAUAUCGCGUCAGACUGCGCUUGUGGAUGGGGUGUGGGCACUGGGCAGCGUCCUUGCCAUUGAGAUGAAGAGCCCCGACGGGGGUGGAUACAAGAGCAACGCAGCCAGGGACUUGCAGGCUGCCCUUUUACGGGGUGAUGGGACGGAGAGCAGUCGAAGGUGGAAUGUGCAUAGCAGGGUGCUGGGUAAUGUGCUUUACACAAUGGCCAGCCAGAAGACGACGGAGGAUGGUGUCAAGCGGAUAGAGGGCCUGCUGAAGAAGGCUUUCGCAGAAAGCGCGCAUGUUGUUUAGGCAGGCACUGUGGCCAGGGGGAAGAACAAACUAUACAGCACAUGCGGAAUCACUUCAUCUUUGGUCUGCAAACUUGACUAGGAGGGUGGAGAGUGCCGAGACUGCAGGCCAACGAGACUGCAGGCCAAAUAGAAACUAGAAUUCUCUGUAUCAUCCUGUCAACUGCUUCCUCU
Molecule: messenger RNA, 2742 nt
Organism: Phialemonium atrogriseum
Lineage: Eukaryota; Fungi; Ascomycota; Sordariomycetes; Cephalothecales; Cephalothecaceae
Product: bifunctional dethiobiotin synthetase
Exons: 4
Coding region: 107-2569 (820 amino acids)
Biological process (GO): biotin biosynthetic process
Cellular component (GO): mitochondrion
Molecular function (GO): dethiobiotin synthase activity; pyridoxal phosphate binding; S-adenosyl-L-methionine:8-amino-7-oxononanoate transaminase activity
Source: RefSeq, a predicted model, not a curated record